Molecule: messenger RNA, 2838 nt
Organism: Pleurotus ostreatus (oyster mushroom)
Lineage: Eukaryota; Fungi; Basidiomycota; Agaricomycetes; Agaricales; Pleurotaceae
Exons: 8
Coding region: 1-2838 (945 amino acids)
Biological process (GO): DNA-templated transcription; regulation of DNA-templated transcription
Molecular function (GO): DNA-binding transcription factor activity, RNA polymerase II-specific; DNA binding; zinc ion binding
Source: RefSeq, a predicted model, not a curated record
AUGACACACCAUUCAAAGAAGAAACGAACAGAAGACGGCCAGCCACAGUCCCCAGACAUCGGCCAGAAGCCAAUACAGCUUCAGCGGAGGCGAGUGUGGCGGGCUUGCGAGAGUUGCAGACGCAAGAAAAUUAAAUGUGAUGGCUGCGAGCCUACGUGCUCCCAAUGUGCCUCCACGGGCUCGCAGUGCACUUGGUUGCAGACGAAAGACAGAGCAGCACUAAGCCGCCACUAUGUACAAGAGCUCGAAGCUCGCCUACUUCACAUGGAGUCGCUCUUCACCCAAAUUGCGCCUGUGCUUGAGCAGAUUGGACCAAUGGCCAAUGGCUCGAAUAGCACGGAUGCGGCGGCCGGCAGUUCCACAGGUCCUGGGACGGCUUCGAAAGACAACGCAAAUCCCAAGGCUCUCGCCGUCAAUCUACGUAAUCUCAUAAAUAACAAGGAACACAAGCGAUCUGGUUCCUCUGAGCCAGGAACCCCUGUGAAGGCCGAAGACGAAGUUAGCGAAUCGUUCGGACAGCUUGCGCUUGAUGAGCAUGGCCACUUUCGUUGGAUUGGGGGAUCAUCGACGAUGUCGCUCAUACAAUCCUUCCGUGCGCUUACUUCGUCCCCCCUUCAUCGGGUUUCACCAAUGGAGGAAGAUCCCCGUGCACCCGGUCCCAGCGUAAAUAAGUUGUAUUUUCCUGCCCAAGUCUUCUUUGGCAAGGUUCGAGCUCUUCCUGGCCCCGAAGAGGUCGAAUACCCCGAACCUGAUUUGGCUGAUAAGCUGAUCGAGGCAUAUUUUGCCCGCUUCCACUUUUUAAUGCCGGUAAUCGACAAGCCAUCGUUCCUAAGGCAGUAUAGGACUCUUAUGGAGAACAAACACGACGCUACUCAUGUCCGUUCUGAAGCCGCAUUUGUUGCUCUUGUGUUUGCCGUUUAUGCCUGCGCUGCCCAUCUCGUGGAUGACAAACGCCUCACGCUUGGAAGAAGUAUGGACGAAGGAGGCAUGGGCAUGGUUUACUACGAACGGGCCUUGAUUCUGCAGUACAUCAGUCACGCACACACGCAAGUGGCACAUGUACAAUGUUUCCUUCUCAUGUCUUCCUUCCUGUGCUCGGUAAAUUGUCUGCCGCAGGCUUGGAUUCUUGUGGGGCAGGCCGUUCGGAUCGGGCAAGAUCUUGGUCUCCAUCGUUCCCCUCGUCGGCUUGUUAUCACACCGAUCGAGAAGGAGACACGCCGGCGGAUCUGGUGGGGAGUAUACACGCUCGACCGCAUGCUCGCUCUGGCGCUGGGAAGACCGCUAGGCGUGAAUGACUCCGACUGCGAUGUCGAGAUGCCCGUUGAGGUCGACGACGACCAUCUAUCGGAGUACUUUACUGGCGCCCCCAUGACCCAGCGACAGCCAUCUUUAAUGGCCGGCUUCACCUACUUGAUCUCACUCUACGAGAUAGCUGGCCGUGUUCUACGCGAGGUCUAUGCCCUUGAGAAUUGCAAAGAACACCUGGAGCCCGAGCAGAAAGCCAACUUGCAAAAACUAGUCGAGUCCCUUGAUAAUGAACUUACGAAGUGGUGCGACGAACUGCCUGCGGUGUUCAAAUCACAAUCAGAGACCGACGAGCAAGUGUCUAUGGGCGCGGUUCUAUGCAGCCAUUACUACUCUGUCUUGACAACUCUGCAUCGGAAUUUCUUGCCGGUUAAGAGGGAUCAGCCAGUCACGCCCAAAUCGACCGUAAAGGCCGUCUCGUCUGCUCGAUCAUGUAUCCGUCUUGCACCUUCGAUGCGCGACGUCGUGCCUCCCUCCCAUCAUCUAGCUUUCUUCAUCCAGCAUUUGUUCAGUUCGGCAGUGAUCCUUCUACUGUACGCGAUGCAUGCCACUGAUCCUCGGGCAGCAACGGCAGCUAUGGAAGAAGCCAGGACUACACUGACUGCGAUGGAACAGUGGGAAGGACAGUGGCCAGGUGCGAGGAAGUGCAAGGAGUUGUUGAUCGAAUUGGCCAACACCGCCAGUGAAGCCAUCGCGAACGGUCCUCGCGAUAUCAAUGAAGCCCCCCCACAAACUACAUCCCCGACACUUGUCGAACGCCGCCGCUCUGUCACUAUCUCCACUUCAGCAAUACAGGCUUCUGGUAGUCGGCCCGUCAAGGGACGGCCGAACCGGCGCACUCAGUCUCGCGACGCUAGCUCUGCUCGUCGAGCUGCUGUGUCGCCUUACCGUGUUGAUUCCGCACAAAGAGCAAGGUCUACUUCGCGCAAACGUGGCAUUGAUGAGGCCGAACCAGUCGAGCGCGCCAGCCUCGCAUAUUACCAAACGUUUUCGAGCCCGACCCUAAACCCAGCGCGAACUAAUACGAAUAUUAGCCCUCAUAGUUCUCCGUCCUCUGUCAAUCUUCCAUCUCCAUCUAUGACCGUCGAACGCUCACAAGAGGCAAGCCCAAGACUCGCAAAUGCGCAGACAUAUACUGCCGUCUCGCCUGUCCAAGUCACUUCGCCUUCUACGUCUUUCAAUUACGAUUUCAGUAUGCACCCGGCGCCUUUAACUCAAAUGCAGUCGCAACCAUGGCCGUCCACUAGUGACAAUCGUGGGCCGGAUUUAUUCCCUCCCAGUACCCAUGAUGCCAACAUGUCCUACAACGGUUUCAACACGUACCCCUCCCCGUACGAUUCGUCGUUCCUGAACUACGAACCUUCAACAGACAUGGGGAACCUUGGCGCGCUUUCAACAACGCCACCGAGCGCGUCAUUCGCUGCCCCAGGCUUGCCAUUCUCGGGGUUGGAAUACAUUCGAAAUUACCGUUCAAACGGUUAUUCAUUGAGCGAUUUGAACAAUGACACUUCAAAUCAGGAGGGCCAUCGGUAA